Messenger RNA from Indicator indicator, 1535 nucleotides. RefSeq names its product KLF transcription factor 6 (gene KLF6). Gene Ontology annotation, biological process: regulation of transcription by RNA polymerase II. The coding region runs from base 243 to 1094 and encodes 283 amino acids. The transcript has 4 exons. The record is from RefSeq and is a predicted model, not a curated record. Lineage: Eukaryota; Metazoa; Chordata; Aves; Piciformes; Indicatoridae. Gene Ontology annotation, molecular function: DNA-binding transcription factor activity, RNA polymerase II-specific; RNA polymerase II cis-regulatory region sequence-specific DNA binding.
CUUUGCAUGAAACUUUGGGUCUUUUUUCCUCCCUAAGCUCCUCAAGGAAUUAAUACCUAUCUGUAUCUGUACAAUUAUUAUUUUUUUUUUUUGUUGUUCUUCUCUGGAGGAAGGGGGGGGGGGCUUGGAAACUGAGAGCAGAGGUUUGACACCCCCCCGCACACCCCCCUCAAUCCCUGCACAUAAAGGAGGCAUCUGUAUUUUUGGUUACCAGCACUGACUUUGUUGUUGCAACUUGAGACAUGGAUGUUCUCCCAAUGUGCAGCAUCUUCCAGGAACUGCAGAUUGUGCACGACACGGGUUACUUCUCAGCCUUGCCGUCCCUGGAGGAGUAUUGGCAACAGACAUGUUUGGAGCUGGAACGGUAUCUUCAAAGUGAACCCUGUUACGUUUCUGCAUCUGAAAUCAAAUUUGAUAGCCAAGAGGAUCUCUGGACCAAAAUUAUUCUGGCACGUGAAAAAAAGGAGGAAUCUGAACUGAAGAACACGUGUGUCCCAAAAGAGGACAAUCUUACUAGUCAGAACUUAGAGACCAACAGUUCGAAUUCAGACGUGAGCAGCGAAUCUUCAGACAGCUCUGAGGAGCUCUCGCCCACAACAAAGUUUACCUCUGACCCUAUAAGCGAUGUUUUAGCCAGUUCAGGAAACUUGAGUUCGUCUGUCACUUCCACUCCCCCUUCAUCUCCUGAGCUGAGCAAAGAGCCUUCUUCCCAGCUAUGGAAUUGUACGCCGGGUGAGUUGCAUUCACCCGGGAAAAUUCGUACCGGUACCGCUGGAAAGACUGCAGAAAAAGGUACACCCACCAACGGUGACACCUCGCCAGAUGGCAGAAGACGUGUUCACAGAUGUCAUUUUAAUGGCUGCAGGAAAGUUUACACCAAAAGUUCACAUCUGAAAGCACAUCAGCGCACUCAUACAGGGGAAAAGCCUUACAGAUGUUCAUGGGAAGGGUGUGAGUGGCGUUUUGCAAGAAGUGAUGAAUUAACCAGACACUUCAGAAAGCACACUGGUUCCAAGCCUUUUAAAUGUAGUCACUGUGACAGGUGUUUUUCCAGGUCUGACCACCUGGCCCUUCACAUGAAGAGACACCUCUGAAUGGGUCAAGAGGUGAAUCCUGCGGGCUAAGAGGCAUCAAGGUUGAAGAGCCUUGAGCAGAGGGAUGCGUGUUCCAGCCAAAGCAUGCCAUUUUGCACCCUACCCAGUUGCCUCCAGGACCUCACUUCCUUGCAGGUCUUUUGAGGGCUAAUAAGUCAUGUAAGAAACGGCAUAGCAACCACAGUGUGUGAUGUUUGGGGUUUCCUGGGCUCACAUGCUGGUAUCUAACCUUCUGAGUGGCUCCUAAGCCUUUGCCGUGAGCAUGUGCACUGAGAAUGUUAAUGAUUGGGCGACUGUAUGCGAUGAGGAUCUCUUGAUGACUGUAUGCUGAGGCACAUUUUUUUUCUUGUGGUUGUUUUAUAACUGUAAGAGAAAAAAAAAAUAGUCUGAAUGUCUUGUAUGUGAGGAAUAUCUCGUGAGAUGGGACGACCACCAAUCAUU